Molecule: messenger RNA, 1485 nt
Organism: Penicillium verhagenii
Lineage: Eukaryota; Fungi; Ascomycota; Eurotiomycetes; Eurotiales; Aspergillaceae
Product: sorting nexin-4
Exons: 2
Coding region: 1-1485 (494 amino acids)
Biological process (GO): cytoplasm to vacuole targeting by the Cvt pathway; autophagy
Cellular component (GO): phagophore assembly site
Molecular function (GO): phosphatidylinositol binding
Source: RefSeq, a predicted model, not a curated record
AUGGACCAACAUGACGACUUCGACAAUGUUUCCUGGAAACAUGAUGUCGACAGCGAUGUCUCCCGACCGACAACCUCAGGCACAGAUGUGGAGGAGUCACAUAGAUAUGAUCAUGACGCCAAUGGCAAGCGGAGAAUGAGCUCAGCCCACGAGGAACCCCAGGCUGGUCCACUGGCCGACGCUGUCGACUUGGCAGGUAUCGGCGACGGUGUGCUCGAGUGCCGAGUCGACUCGCCCUUGAAAGAAAAUGACGGCACAAAGGACGCUUAUAUCUCAUACCUGGUCACAUCAAAUACCGACUUUAAGGCCUUCCAAAAGCCCGAAUUUUAUGUUCGGCGACGAUUUACAGAUUUCUAUUUCUUGUACAAAACUCUCUACCGUGAAUACCCAGCAUGCGCGGUCCCGCCGUUGCCGGACAAGCACAAGAUGGAGUAUGUGCGAGGCGACCGGUUCGGCUCGGAGUUCACGACACGGCGAGCAUGGUCAUUGCAUCGGUUUUUGAAACGGCUGACAUUGCACCCCGUUCUUCGUCGCGCACCUUUGCUUACUAUUUUCCUGGAGUCCUCGGACUGGAAUGCACAUAUGCGACUACACUCUACCCGCGGGUCAACAACUGCCUCGUCGGAGAACGCCCCAACCAAGAUUUUUGAUAACUUUACCGAUACAUUCGUCAACGCCUUCACCAAGGUCCACAAGCCCGAUCGCCGGUUUAUCGAGGUGAAGGAGAUGGCAGAUAAGCUAGACGAGGAUCUAUCGCAUGUGGAGAAGACCGUGGCGCGGGUCGCACGGCGUGAAUCCGACCUUGAGACGGACUAUACCGAACUUGCGUCACAGUUCCGCAAAUUGGUUCCUCUUGAGCCUGCGGUGGAGAUGCCCUUGCAGGUGUUCGCUGCAUCGGUAGAGGAGACUGCGCGUGGGGUACGGGGUUUGAAAGAUCAUACCGAUCAGAACUACUUGGGUUCCCUGCGGGACAUGGAGGCAUACAUUCUUUCGGUCAAGUCGCUCUUGAAGACCCGUGAACAGAAGCAGCUUGAUUUCGAGGCUUUGGUUGAUUACCGCAACAAGGCCGUUGCUGAGCGAGACUCAUUAGCUGCCAACCCGGCUGCUUAUUAUGCGUCCAACCCCCUGACUUCUUCCCCUGCCUCUUUCAUCCGCUCCAAGAUGGAGGAUAUGCGCGGAGUUGACCACGAGCAAUCUCGCCGCGAGCGUGUCCGCAAGCUCGAGCUACGCAUCGAUGAGCUCACGCGGGAGGUUGAAUCAGCAAAGACUACGUCUGAAAUGUUUGACGAGGAGGUCGUCCGCGAAGUGGCAGAUUUCGAGCGCAUCAAGGCUGUCGAGUUUCGGGAUUCCCUUGGGUCUUUCACGGAGUCCCACAUCAAUUUCUACCAGGGUGUCCUGUCAACCUGGGAACGCUUUAUUGCAGAAAUGGAAGGCGAUGCGGAACUCGGCCAUGACGCUGAAUCGGCUACUUUGGGCGCACGGUAA